AUGGAUUCCCUAAAGCUUUGCCAGGCACUUUUACUGUGCAUUGUAGCAGCGGCCCAGGCGCAGAGCGCAUCUAACGUGCGCGCGACGUAUCAUCUCUACAAUCCGUCGCAGAUCGGGUGGGACUUAAUCAGGAUCCCUGCUUACUGCGCCACGUGGGACGCGAACAAGCCCCUCGAGUGGCGCCGCAAGUACGGGUGGACAGCCUUCUGCGGGCCUGUGGGCCCCAGGGGCCAGGCCUCCUGCGGACGAUGCCUGCUGCUAAGAUCAUUUGUAACGAACACAAGGACCGGUGCAAAGGUGACAGCUAGGAUUGUGGACCAAUGUAGCAACGGAGGGCUGGAUUUAGAUAAGGCCGUCUUCGAUCAGAUCGACACCGAUAGGAAUGGUUAUAAUCAAGGCUACAUGAUCGUCAACUACCAGUUCGUUAGCUGUUAAGUCAUCAACUGCGAUGACUGAUUACGCAUACAUCCACAUGCCUUCAAGUGCCAUCUUAUAGCUGAUUGUAGAAAUAAGGAUGUUUUAUUAUCAAUAAGCAGAUCGAUAUCGGACCGUUGAUCAUCCCAAUAA
Messenger RNA from Magnolia sinica, 567 nucleotides. Its product is annotated as pathogenesis-related protein PR-4-like. The record is from RefSeq and is a predicted model, not a curated record. Lineage: Eukaryota; Viridiplantae; Streptophyta; Magnoliopsida; Magnoliales; Magnoliaceae. Gene Ontology annotation, molecular function: RNA nuclease activity. The transcript has 2 exons. Gene Ontology annotation, biological process: defense response to fungus; defense response to bacterium. The coding region runs from base 1 to 435 and encodes 144 amino acids.